GGCCAUCUCCCACAAUGGACUCCAGUGAGCUGCAGCAGCUCGUUGUUGAUAUACUUGAGAAGGAAACUGCGAUUCCUGAUACCCGCAAACUGGUUAUCCCAGGCACGAAGAGGCAAGCUGCCUCUGCGGAGGACCAGAAUGCUGUGAUUUCUGCCCUGGCGUCCCUUGCUAGUCGGGAGAUUGUUACCUAUGAUCAAAAGGAUGCAUUCACCUACCUUCUUACCGCCGAAGGUGCCCAAAUAGCGCGUGACGGGUCACACGAAGCGCUCGUGUGGGCUGCCGUACCCCCGAAGGAUAGCGGCGAGACCAUGACCAUUAAGCAACUACAAGAAAGCCUUGGACAGGCCGCGAAGAUUGGACAGGGAAAGGCCUUCAAAAAUGGCUGGGUGGGUAAAGACAGGGAUAAGCUGUUCAAGCUUGUCGCGAAAAUUGUGGAUACCACCAGGGAAGAACUGAAUGAAGUCGAGAAGACGGGCACGCUGAAGGGAGGCGAGAAGGCAGUUGCGGAGCUGAGGAAGAGAAAGCUGCUCGAUCAAAAGAAGUCGCUAUGGUGCACAGUGAAGAAGGGACCAGCUUUCACGACCGACCUACGAAAGCCGGAAACUGAUCUCACCGCUGAGAUGCUUGCUACUGGCUCCUGGAAGGAUUCGACCUUCAAGAAGUACAACUUUGAUGCUGAUGGAACCCCAACUAAUGGCGGUGCAUUGCAUCCUCUCAUGAAGGUCCGCGAGGAAGUCAGAGGCAUCUUCUUCGAGAUGGGCUUCGCCGAGAUGCCAACAGACGCUUUUGUCGAGUCCUGUUUCUGGAACUUCGACGCACUCUAUGUCCCUCAACAACACCCCGCCCGCGAAACGCAAGACACUUUCUACGUGUCCUCUCCCCUUAGAGGACUUUCUCCUCCCAAAGACUACUUAGACAGCGUCGCACAAUAUCAUAGCCGUGGGUCUUCGGAUGGCUCAUCGCGAGGCUACCAAGCUCCCUUCUCAAAGGAGGAAUCACAUCGUCUCCUUCUCCGGACGCACACUACCUCUUGUUCAGCACGCAUGCUGUACGCGCUUGCGCAGAAGGGCAAGAAGGACGGAUUCAAGCCUGCCAAGCUGUUCAGCAUCGAUCGAGUGUUCAGGAACGAAGCGGUUGAUGCAACCCAUCUGGCAGAGUUCCACCAAGUUGAGGGUGUGGUAGCGGAUAGGGGGCUCACGCUUGGCGACCUGAUUGGUUUCAUGCAAACUUUCUUCGCGAAGAUGGGCUUGCCAAAUCUACGCUUCAAGCCGGCGUAUAAUCCAUACACAGAGCCGUCCCUGGAGAUUUUCUGCUGGCACCCUGGAUUAGGCAAGUGGGUCGAGAUUGGCAAUAGCGGGAUGUUCCGGCCUGAGAUGCUGGAACCCAUGGGAUUCCCUCCUGAUGUACGCGUACACGGUUGGGGCUUGGGUUUGGAGCGUCCAACGAUGAUCCGAUAUGGGAUUACGAAUAUCCGUUCGUUGGUUGGGCACAAGGUGUCUAUUGAUGGAGUAGAGAAGAGUCCAGCCGUUCGCUUCUAGAUCGGGUGUUUGAUAUGAUAAUAUUGGCAAUGGAUCCCGUGAUGAUCCCCUUAGGAUGGAGGUCGCGCGAGGCCACACGUUCG
Molecule: messenger RNA, 1621 nt
Organism: Dacryopinax primogenitus
Lineage: Eukaryota; Fungi; Basidiomycota; Dacrymycetes; Dacrymycetales; Dacrymycetaceae
Exons: 7
Coding region: 15-1538 (507 amino acids)
Biological process (GO): phenylalanyl-tRNA aminoacylation
Cellular component (GO): phenylalanine-tRNA ligase complex; cytosol; cytoplasm
Molecular function (GO): ATP binding; tRNA binding; phenylalanine-tRNA ligase activity
Source: RefSeq, a predicted model, not a curated record